This is a messenger RNA of Brienomyrus brachyistius, 2529 nucleotides long. It is a transcript of the gene slc52a3-2a, whose product is annotated as riboflavin transporter 2. The record is from RefSeq and is a predicted model, not a curated record. Lineage: Eukaryota; Metazoa; Chordata; Actinopteri; Osteoglossiformes; Mormyridae. Gene Ontology annotation, molecular function: riboflavin transmembrane transporter activity. Bases 101 to 1459 code for a protein of 452 amino acids. The transcript has 3 exons. Gene Ontology annotation, biological process: riboflavin transport. Gene Ontology annotation, cellular component: plasma membrane.
UGUGUGUGUGUGUGUGUGUGUGUGUGUGUGUGUGUGUGUGUGUGUGUGUGUGUGUGUCUAUUUUCUUUUCCCAGACGAAUCCUUCACAGCAAAGUAUCCGAUGGCUCUUUUCACCCACAUACUGACCUGCCUGUUCGGCACAGGCUCCUGGGUGUCCAUCAGUGGGAUGUGGGUGGAGCUCCCUCUCAUUGUCCCUGAAAUCCCAGAGGGCUGGUAUUUGCCCUCUUACCUCUCUGUCAUCAUCCAGAUGGCUAAUAUCGGCCCCCUGUUUGUCACCCUCAUGCACCGCUUCCGGCCGGGCUGGCUGAAUGAGGUGGCCACCAUUUUGCUCAUCAUCAGCCUAGGGACCAUGGCCAGCUUCCUCCUGGCUUUCUUCUGGAAGGAGACCCUUGUGGUUGGGGGGGUCCAUCACAGUGUGACCCUCUUGGUUCUCACAUUCUUCCUUGCCUUGGUUGACUGUACAUCCUCAGUCACCUUCCUGCCCUACAUGAUGCGACUGAAACCACAGUAUCUCACCAGCUACUUUAUCGGAGAAGGCCUCAGCGGAUUCAUCCCAGCUGUGGUGGCACUGAUCCAAGGAGUAGGCAUGGUCCAGUGUCACAAUCAGACCCUAACGACCAAUGGGACCCUGGGAAAUGCCACAGUGGACUAUGAGCUCAAGGCCUACUACCAGCCAGCCAACUUCUCCACUCAAACUUUCUUCCUUUUCCUGAGCACUAUGAUGGCAAUAAGCCUUCUAUCUUUUCUAUUCCUGAACAUCCAUCUUGCGGUGGGGCGCCAACACAACUCUGGUUGGUACCAUGACAGGGAUCUGGGAGUGGACAAGGGCGGCCUGGCACUUCGGCAUCAAGAGCAGUCGGAGGAAAGAUCCAUGAUCCGGCCUUUACAUAACCUCAAGAGAAAUGCUUGCAGCUCCUUUGGAACUGGGACCUACAUGUGGAUUGAAGUGCUCUUCAUUUUCUCCAUGCUGGCCUGGGUUAAUGCUGUGACUAAUACUGUGCUGCCCUCAGUCCAGUCAUAUGCAUGUCUGCCCUAUGGGAAUAAUGCCUACCACCUCUCCGUCACCAUGGCAGCACUGGCUAACCCCCUGGCCUGUUUAAUUGCCAUGUUUUUCCCCAUAAGGUCUUUGCUGCUGAUGAGCACUCUCACUGUCAUUGGCACUGGGAUUGGGGCUUACAUCAUGGGUAUGGCGGUGCUGAGCCCUUGUCCGCUGCUGGUCCAUGAACGUUCCGGAGCUGUUGUCAUUGUGGCAGCGUGGGUGUUCUGUGUCCUCACACUCACCUAUGUGAAGGUGAUCAUUGGCUUGAUCCUUCGGGAUGAGGGUCACAGCACCCUCGUCUGGUGUGGAGCGGUGGUGCAGCUGGGCUCCUUGCUUGGGGCCUUCUCAAUGUUCCCCCUCAUCAACGUCUAUAAGCUUUUUAUGUCAGGAGACCCCUGUAACACCAAGUGUCCAAAAUAAGGAUUGUAAGAACGUAUUUUUUUUACUUUAUGACCUAAAAACGUGUAUGGAUGUAGUAAUGUAACAGUUCAAAAUGUUAGCUUAGGUGUUGUAUCGACGGUACAUGAAAUUAAUGGGUAUAAUCUUUAAUUCUAAUCUUUAGAAUGUUUUCUAAAUAUAUAAGGAGCCCUGCUCUGUUUGUGUCAUUGUGCAGACCAGGGUUAUAUUCACAAUUUCACAAUUUACUGUCAGCGUUUAUCCUUUCUUGCACUUUUUGCUAAUUGCACGGUUCCAAAGACUCACAAUUUUAUUGUAUUUUCUGCCAGGACAUUUCAGCAUUUUAAAAUACUAACUAACCAGGUGUAUUAAGGUGGUCAAUAGACAUUUUUGGGUUUAUUUGUAUACAAAUUGAUAGAAAACUUCAUCCAAGGCUGGAAUAUGGUACUAAUGAAAGGCAUUCAAAUAGCACAUAUUAUGAAACAAAAUAUUGGAAUUAAAUUUGAAUAUUCAUUCAGGUGCUAAUUCACUGGACAUCGACAGAUCACUGAAUCCGGAAACAUUUUAUAUUAAUAACUGCAUUACAGUGGAUUUUUCAAUGUUGUUCCAGUUUCCAGACUCUUUACAUCUUUGCUUCAAACAAAAUAAUCUGUAAUGCUCUAAAGUGAGAUUCUCUUUUGCACUAACAUUUAAAUAGGUGUCAUUUAAAUAAUGAUGCUAAUAUUUACAGGCAGCACUGGUUCCUAAAGUAAUGUAGUCCAAAGUCCAUGUCUGUAGGACAAUACCCUCAUUUCAUAUCAUUGUUCAUAGUGCAAUGUGUAAAUGAAAUGGUUAGUAAUUAAUUUUAUAUGGUUAUUAUGCACCAUAUUAUGUAUUAUGCAAGAUGGUGCAGCUAAGUGAUGGGUGAGAUAUGGGAAUUGCAGACAGUAAAUUGAGAUAAAUAAUUUAAGUCAAAGUGACGACUAAGAGGAACUAGAAAAGUCCAAGAGCCUAAAGGCUGCAUAUCUUAUAAUUAUCUUUUGGCUCAUCUUCCAUUAUUGGUUGAGUCCGUCGAACCUGAAUGUCCUCUUGUAAGAUGUAGUUGCAUUGUUGUG